CCCAGAGAGCGACCAGGAUCAUGGCGGAUGGCCCCAGGUGUAAGCGCAGAAAGCAGGCGAACCCAAAGCGAAGCAGCGUGCCAAACUUCAAUAACGGCUUGGAGGCCAGUUCAGACUCAGACGAUGAAGACAAGCUGCACAUCGUGGAGGACGAGAGCCAGGAGAGGCCCCGCGCCCGAGCCGCCUUACCCCACAACGGAGCCUGCAACGGGGUGAAAGAGGAGUGCGUCUCGGAGGAGGGAGAGGAGGAGGACGGAGAGGAUGAAGCAGAGGAGGACGAGGGGGAGGACGGAGGAGAGGAGCCCGCAGACGGAGAGAAGGACGCUCUGGUGGAGGAGAUUCUACAGCAGGGAGACACCGCCAUCAUUUACCCAGAAGCCCCGGAGGAGGAGCGGGGAGCGGCGGAGACGGGAGGAGCCGACGAGAACGGUACUCCGGAUGCCCUCCCGCUGCACAUGUGCCCGUACUGCUCCAGGGGCUACAAACGAAACGCGUCUCUCAAAGAGCACAUCAAAUACCGACACGAGACCAACGACGACAACUACAGCUGCUCCCACUGCAGUUACACCUUCACCUACCGCUCGCAGCUCGAGAGACACAUGAGCCACCACCGGGGGGCGAAACUGGAGCCCCGCGUAAACCAGAAGAAACACACUCCGGGUUCAGGAGGAACGAGGAAGUUCAAAUGUAACGAAUGUUCCAAAGCCUUUAAAUACAAACACCACCUGAAGGAGCAUCUGCGCAUUCACAGCGGUGAGAAACCGUACGAAUGCUCCAACUGCCACAAGCGUUUCUCUCACUCGGGCUCGUACAGCUCCCACAUCAGCAGCAAAAAGUGCGCCCCCGCCCACUUCCCCAAUGGCCUGCACCACCCGCCCCUGAAACCCCACCAGAUCGCCGCCUCCUCCGCCCACGUCGCCAUCGCGCCCGCCAGGAACAUGGACAGCAAACCCCUCCAGGAGCACAUCCCCGUCACGCAAAUCAAAACCGAACCCGUGGAGGAGGACAUCAAACCCACCGUGGUCCCGCCCGUCAACGGGAUCAACAGGCCGGCGGUGGGGACGGGUUUGCCUCAAGGCGUCGCGAUGGUGCUUCCGACUGUGGGACUGAUGUCGCCGAUCGGGAUCAACCUCAACGAUUUGCAAAACGUUCUCGGGAAGGUGUUGGUGAACGGGACGCAAGGGAAGCAGGGGUUCGUGGUCCAGCAGCCGCAGCAGCAGAUCAUUAGUUUACCGGCGUUCGUGGAUCACGACGGGACGACAAAGAUCAUCAUCAACUACAGUAUUAGCCCGACCGCGGCGACGACGGCGAACACGCAGCCGGCUUCGAUUGUGGUGAAAAACAGCCCUCCGGUUGCGUCAGCGGUUCCCAUAGCAGCAGCGGCGCCGAUCCCGAGUAAAACGGAGCAGUCGUGCACGUCGGAUGUACAAGAAUUCCCGACGGAUUUGAGUAUUUCGAAAAAAGUGAAGGAAGAGCCGGUUUCGGAGCCGAUCUCGGACGAUUUGGGGAUCGUGAUCAGCAAAACGGAAUCGGUAGCGGAGAUGCCAAAAACGUCGGAUUGCUUAUUGUGCGACGAGUGUCCGGAGCAUUUAGAAGCGGUCCACCUGCUGCAGCAUCGCAAAGCGGCGAACUGUGAAGCCGUGGACAGCGCCGCGUUGGAUCCUUCUUUCGCGGAUUUACUGAGCGAAGCCGGAGUGGCGCUGGACGAGCCGAGCCCGGCGGACGACGUUCUGUCCGUGCUGAAAUCCGCGUACUCCUCCGACUCGCGGCCGAGUCACGCCGCGCUGGAAAAGCUGGCGGUGAAAGUGAGCAUACCCGUGGAGGUGGUACAGAAGUGGUUCGUGAAAAUGAACAAAGGCGGGAAGAAAGUCGCGGCGAAGAGUUUGGAGCAGGCGCAGGAUUUGUCGAUUAAAGGAAAAGUGGAUCGGAUAGACUUGGAUGAUGAGGAGGAAAAGGAGGAGCGCUUAGAGUCUAAAGACGAUUCGACGACGCGAGAAACUCCGAAAGCGGAUGGCGUAGCGAUAGAUGAACCAGAAAAUGAAGAAUCGAUGGAGGAAAGUGCGAAGGAAGGCGAUGCGCAAGAGGCCGAUGUUGCGAUGAAGGAACCCGCGAAAGAGAACGAAACGGAAAACGUGGAUGGCAAUUUGACAGCAGAAAAUUCUGACGUCGUAACGGCCGAAAACGCGAAGGAUUUAACGCAAGAGAAUUCGGAAUCUCUCAGCACUUCUCCAGCUCCUUCUAGCCCCAAAAACGAGUUCGCAAAUCACAAUCAAAACCGAACCGGAGAGCCAAGUGAGUCCGAUUCUACAGCCGAGCCACUGGACUUGUCGUUACCGAAAUCCGCAACUCCGGAACUCCCGAGCGAAACGAGUAAAGAAACCACCGCGACGGAAGAAAAAUCGCCGAAAGACAACAACAACGCCAAAUCGCAAAACCCGACGCAGACGGUCCAGCUGCUCCACAACUUGUCCAAACUGGAGACGACGCCGUUGAAUUUGGCGUGCAUCAGCAAAGACCAGCUGGAGCCGCGGGCGCUGUACGUGACCACGCCCCAGAGCGGGAACUCGAACUUCGUGACGGCGACGCAGAUCCCGACGCUGGUGGCGAUCGCCGGGCAGGGGACGGUCGGGUGCCUCAGCGCGAUAAACCCGACCACCAAACAGAGAACCAUCCUGAUCCCGCAGCUCACCUACACCUACGCGCCCCCUGCUGGCAGCUCCACCGCGGGCAAGACCGUACUGCUCAACGGGCACAAGGCCAUCAAGAUUGAGAAGAAGGAGAAGGUGGUGAGCGGUCAGAAGAGUGCGCCCCCCGCAGGAGGACAGGAGAACGACGACUCCAAGAAGAGGAAGAUGGGAGAUCAGGGAGUGUUUCCCUGUGACCUGUGCAACAAAGUGUUUCAGAAGGCCAGCUCCCUGCUCAGGCAUAAAUAUGAACAUACAGGAAAGCGCCCUCACGAAUGCACCGUGUGUAAAAAGGCCUUCAAACACAAACACCACCUGAUCGAACACGCCCGGCUCCACACGGGAAUCAAACCCUACGAGUGCGACAAGUGCGGCAAACGCUUCUCCCACUCCGGCUCCUACUCGCAGCACAUGAACCACCGCUACUCCUACUGCAAACGAAACCCCUUCUCCUCGUCCGCCUCCGUCUGCUCGUCCUCCGCCUCCUCCCCGCCGGCCGAGACGCAGGACCACCGCUACUCCUUCUCCGCCUUCUCCUCGCCGGCGGAGACGCAGGGCCGGAGCAACGGCGACAGCCACAGCCCCGCCCCCACGCAGCGCUCCGACAGCCAGGCGACGAGCGAGGACGACGACGAGGACGAGGACGAGGACGACGACGACGACGACGAGGAGGAGGAGGAGUACGAGGAGGAAGCCAUGUGCGUGGAGGAUAUUCGCGUGGUCCAGGUCGACGACACGGACGGCGGAGAGGAACACGCCCGGGGAGAAAACGACGAAAACGAGGAGAGCGGCGAGGAGAUGGAGGUCGAACUCGGGGAGGCUUCGGGCGCGGAUUCCGAGGAAAACGCGGAAGCCCGGGGUAAAAACUGUGACACGCGCAGAAGAGUCAAGGCAAAAAACGCCAAAUAAUGAAAUGAAAUCGAAGGAAAAAUCGCUCAAAAGACGCUCUCGACGUGAAGCGACAGGCGGAUGGUUGCUUUUUCGGCCCACUACUGUGUACAAACCGCGGCGUGCCUGAACUUGUGGAAAAAUACGAAUUAUCAGUGUUAAAAAUUGUUUAUAGAAGAUUUAAAGUUCACCCGAUGACAUUUUUAGACUUGUUACUGAAAUAUACCAGGUUGUUAUUACGGGGCGCGUCUUUACUAAACAUUACGGUAAAUUUGCAGUUCAAAAAUCCCAUCCAGUGUUAAAUUUUCCAGUCAGUUUUUGUAUUAUUUUUACUAAACGUGAAGUAAUUCCCCAUAAAAUCCAUUGUGCCAUUUAAUUUAUUGCCAAAAAACUUGAUUUUUAACACAUUGCGCCAAAAUUUUACUAAAUAAGUGUUAAAUUUUAUGAACUACCGUGACAGUAAUGAAUUUAAGUUUGUCGUUUUCUGGAAUAUUUUAACACACACUCGACAACAGACACUUCGUAGCACUUUUGACUGUUUUAUUCUUCACAAUUUGGUGUUUUAAAUUGUGUUAAUUGUGUUUAAAUUGGGCAAUAGCUGCUUUUUUGAACCACUAUUCAAUAAAAUAAGUGUUAAAAAGUUCACGUACUUAAUCACCAAGUAAUCAGAUUUUUAAAAAUGUUAAAUGUUUGCAGUAAAAUUUCACGUUUUUCAUCAUAACAACUUAAAAUGUUGGAUUCUUUUUGUUUUUUUGUUGUUUCUAUCAAAUUUCUCAAAGCGUUUUACAUUUUAGUCCAGUUUUGAAUCACAAAUUAAUCGAAAAGUGGCUUCUGCUUUUUGCCGUUCGCCUUUCUAUCCACUAAAUCGUCAAAACUACAGGGUCAGCAGGUUAUUUCUGGGGCUUUGUUCGAUUAAAGAAACUCAAAAGCUCUCGAAAAUCUAAAAUUUUAUCUGUGGGAUGUAACAAUAACUGAAAUAUCGUGAUAUCGUAGCAGUAAAAGUCUUGGUAAAAGUAGGAACGGCUUAUCAACAUCAGGAACUACAUUUCCCAUGAUUCAUUUCAGCGCAAACAACAUGAAUAGAUAUUUUUUUACAUGAAUUCCUGGGAUAAUUCACACCAAAAUCUUGUCAAGGUAUUUUAAAAGCAAAAAAUAUCGGCCUCUUCAAAAUAUCGCAAUAAAUAUCGUACCGUGAGAUGUAUAUCGUGAUAAUAUCGUACCGAGAGAUUUGGAUAUUGUUACAUCCCUGAGUUUUCUACAUCGCAAAACUGUUCUAAGGUUCAUAUUUGUAGCCGAUAUUUAUUUUCAAUUUGAAUAAUUUGCGUAAAUUUUAGAGAAAAAUGCUGAAUAAAUGCAUCGUGUAACUAAAAAAUAAUCGUUACAUCCCUAGUAUCUGUGCGUAUCUGACCCAAACUGCAUACGCAACGCUCCACCUGCAGGGGGAGCUGCAAAAACUACUAUGUAUACAGAAGAAAAGUCAUAGGAAACAAAUUGAUUUUACAUAAAGAGAGAUUAAAUGUGUAAAAAAGUGGAUUAAACUCAUGAUUCACAAGUAAAUCCCCCAAAAUAUCAAAUCUUCACGCACUCACUCACUUCUAGAAAUCCUUAUAAUCUAAAAAAACAAUACAAGUUUUGUUCAACGAGGACUACAUUGACCAAUGGAUGCAUCAAGAAUUUCGGACUUCCGGUCAUCACACAAUCCAUACUGGGAAGGAUCAUCAAACCUCCAUGUUUGUUUUCCCAGUGGGAUGUGUCUGUUGUCAAAGUCGAUCUUUUCAAGUCUUUUGAACCAUAUCACUUUUGUUUCUGGUUCUGAUAUUGUCAUAUUUUAGUUUUGGGAUUCGGACAUCGUUAAUUGUGUGACUGUUGGAUCCUAACAGCGGAAAACGACUCGAGAAACGGGCUUCGGAAGUUUGCGAACUGUGAAGCGACAUCAAAACAAAACCCUGAUCCGUCGCUCAACCUUGAUUAUGAAUUUAAAAAUUCAACGCCAAAGUCGAAAGGCACCAACUGUUCACCAAGAAACACCUUCCACUGCAAAGAGACCAAGACGUGAUGUUGCUGUAAAACCACAAGAACAAGAAAGUGCAGCUCAGUCUGUUUGUCUUCUGCUCCUCUCACUUAACAAACGGGAUUUUGUUUUGUUGUCGCUCCACAAACAAAAUGUUCUCUGCAAACUCAGGAUGAUUUCUUAGUCAGUCAAAUGUUUCCUUUUUGGUUCUUCCUGUGGAUCAAUCCUGCCCAUCGCCUUCACCUUUCACUAUUUUUCAAUUCCGUCGGGAAGAGAAACAGUUUGAACAGAGGUUUGAGUCACACACAUCUGAUUCACUUUUGCAUUUAUGGAGUUCGCAAACAAAUUUCUCGCACCGUUUUCCGCUGUUAGGAUCCAAC
Molecule: messenger RNA, 5963 nt
Organism: Boleophthalmus pectinirostris (great blue-spotted mudskipper)
Lineage: Eukaryota; Metazoa; Chordata; Actinopteri; Gobiiformes; Gobiidae
Product: zinc finger E-box-binding homeobox 1-like
Biological process (GO): anatomical structure development; regulation of transcription by RNA polymerase II
Molecular function (GO): DNA-binding transcription factor activity, RNA polymerase II-specific; RNA polymerase II cis-regulatory region sequence-specific DNA binding
Source: RefSeq, a predicted model, not a curated record